GCUAUUUGAACGCAAGCUUCCCUGAAACAUCCGGGCACUUGGAUGUAACCGUUCUCCCUCCGAUAUGGCGCAGGCACUUUUUGAUGCACUUGCCGCGGGCAAUGCAAUCAGCGACACACAGACUGUUAUGGCAGUACAAUCUUUAUUGGAGCCUCAGACUGUUACACAAGUGCUGGAUGCUCCUCCUUUGGAAGAUGAUGACCUGUUUAUGUGUGGAAAGUGCAAAGAGGAGUUUAAGUCACUUCAAACAUUCAUGGAGCAUAAGCAACAACCAUGUGUACAACGUCAACAAAAACAUAACCGGAUGGUACAAGCUCCACCUCCACCCCCCUCAGCUUCACAAUCACAGAAUAUUGGACCACCAGGCACUGGGUUCACUUCAGUUGUUCCUCAAAUCAUGGACGUUAGAUCCGUACAGUACAAUCAAGUGUCUCAACAAUCUCCUAUGUCUCAGAUGCAGCAGAAUAUGGUAUUGUCUGAUGACCUUAUGACAUUUAAUAUUGACCAGAAUUACCAAGUUAGCAAUGUGCAGACACUACAGGGUACAUCUAUCCAGAGCAAUCCAUUCUUGUCUCAAAUCAGUCCCUUGACCUCACGUAGCAGUCUCAACAAUAGCUCAAUGUACAGUGCAGCUAAUGCACCAGGCUACUCUGGACCUAAUUCUACAUUCACAAACACUGUACAGUCAAACCCUGUUCCAAUGCAAAAUGUCCAGUUGAAGUUUCUCUCUCAGCAGGGCCAGCAGCAAAACCAAGUGACUCAGAAUCAGCAGGUGACUGAUGUUCAGAUUCACAAUGUGUCAGAGAGUGAAAUGCAGCACAUUCCAUCAUCCAGUGGACAGACACAGAGUGGGAAAAGCAUUCAGCAACAGAGGGUUAACAAUGUCAGAGCAAAGAAGCAAAGCAACCUAGUGAACAACAUGACAGACGUUGAUCCUGGAAGUAUCAAAGGAAGACGUGGCAAGAUGAAUACACAGCCUGAUAUUGAGGACAAUGCAGGUCUCAAGAAAAGACUGAAAUGUCAGUAUUGCGAUAAGAUGUUUUCCAAGAACUUUGAUUUACAACAACAUGUACGCUCUCACACGGGAGAGAAGCCUUUUCAGUGUAUCGUGUGUGGAAGAGCUUUUGCACAAAAGUCCAAUGUCAAGAAACAUAUGUCUACUCAUAAAGUGUGGCCUACGGGGACAAACAAUACAUUACCCAAGCAACCAGAGGCAAUAGUCAUAACAGGGAACAGGAGCAUUGAUAAUGAUGAUGAAAGACCAAAUACCUAUUUAAUUAAAAAUUCCAUCUCAGGAGGCACUUCAAGUGAGACAGCAUCAGCAUCCCUUGGGACAUCAGUGAUAUCUAGUGAGGAAACAUUGGAGAUCAUGAUUGACAAUGACUAUCUCUGUCAAUACUGCCCUGCCAAAUUCAAGACAUACUUCCAGCUCAAGACUCACAUGGUUGUCCAUAAAUCAGAACAGGUUUAUAAAUGUAUCCUUAAAUCAUGUGGAGAGACAUUUCAAGAUUUGGACUCAUUUCUGGAGCACACCAAGAUGCACGAGGAUCAUAUGGAAUAUAGAUGUCACAUGUGCAGCAAAGUCUUUCCAUCUCUCUAUGAACUAGGGGUUCACCAGUAUUCACACAGCCUCUAUCCCAAUCAAGGGCCGAAACCUGUACCCAAAUACUUCAAAUGCAUUAAAUGUCAGAAUAAGUAUGCCACUCCAGAGGCCCUGGAGCACCACAUCAACACAACCAACCACAAAUAUGCAUGCCCCCACUGUCAGAAACAGUUCACCUGUGAGAGGUACCUGAGGAGACAUCUAUUGACACAUGGACAAAGUGAUCACAAAUGUCCUACAUGCAAGAAGCUUUUCAAGACUGAACAUUAUUUGAAGAUGCAUUUGUUAAUCCACACUGGUGAGAAACCAUUCAAAUGUGAGGUGCAAGGAUGCACAUCUUCUUUCAAUCGUAAAGACAAGUUGAAGCGCCACAUGCUCAUACAUGACAACAACAAGAGGUUUAAGUGUCCAUUCAGAAAUCAUACAGGCUGUAUGAAGGAGUUCAACAGGCCAGACAAACUGAAGGCACAUAUUAUAUCACACAGUGGACUGAAACCAUUCAAGUGUAAGACUUGCAACAAGAGAUUUACCAGGAAACCUCACCUUGAGGAACAUGAACUUCAACAUACUAAAGAGUAUAGGUUUAAAUGUAAGGAAUGUGGGAAAGGAUUCUUCCGAGAAAAACUAUACCAGUAUCAUAAAUGUAAAGCUCAAGAUUUUGAGGAAGAAGAACCUGUGAAAAUUAUGAAAAGCAAAAGGUCAGGUCGGCGUGUAGGACGUCCCAGGACAAGGGUAAUCACAGUGUCUGCUGAAACUCUCAAAAAUGCUAAACUAUUAGGAGGAGUGCCAAGGAGACGUGGUCGACCUCGUAAACACCCAAUUGUUGAUCCUCAGGAACCAGCUCCUGAAGAGAAUAAAUCUGAUGAAACUACUGAGCCUCAAGAGGACCUGAAUGAUGAGCAAGUGCACGUUGAUGUUACAGAAAAAACUGAUUCCCCUGAGACUAUUGAAGUUGAGUGUAAGAUCAUGGAAUCAAAUGAGGAUGUGAUUUAUUCGACUCAACUCUCAGAUGUCCAAUUUGGAGAUGGGACAAUUGAUGCUAAUGCUAUCCAACAUGUUGAUGUUCCUCCUGGGGCACAAAUUCUAAUCACUACUGUGGACCAGAAUGGCCAGUAUCUGACCCUGCAUUCUCAAGGGGAGGAACAUGCGGUUCAGACCAUGACCUCUGAUACAAACAGUCCAGCUCAUAUAGUUCUAACAGAUGCUAGUGGUUCUCAAGCCUAUGUAACAGCGGAACAGAUUGCAGAUUAUCACACACAUGAAUCUGAUCCUGUAUUGCAAGGCACAGAAAAUUUACUACAAGCCUCUGAGGAAAUACUUCGUUCUGCUGAUAGUUAG
Messenger RNA from Owenia fusiformis, 2941 nucleotides. The record is from the annotation of a GenBank genome assembly. Lineage: Eukaryota; Metazoa; Annelida; Polychaeta; Sabellida; Oweniidae.